AUUGUGCAUCACUCACUCACUCACGCGCUCUUCUGUCGUCUCUUGCAACUCUCUCUUAAGCUCCGUUGCAAAAAAUAGUUAGGCCACCUCUACCUGUCCUCCUGUAAUAUACCUCUCCGUCGUCACUUCCAAAGCUCCCUUUCGUCUCCAUAAAAGGACCUCGCAUUUUCCAAUUUCGCCAUUUCUUUUCUCCCGCAAUACGCCAUGAAGCUCAAGUCUCCUUCCAACUCCGCCUCUCAAACCCUAACGGCCACCACCUCCUCUCAUGACGCCCGCCUCCUCGUCCGCGAGACGCUCCGGAUUAGCGCCAAUCUCGCCUCCGCGCCGCCUUCCUCCGCCCCAACGGAGCUGCCGCUGGUUGAUGCCAGCUCCAGAUUGCUCUGCUGCGAGGAGAUCGACGGCCGCAUGUGGAAAUACUUCCCGGAUGGCAGUGUGAGUUGCGGGGCGAUGCAACCGAAGAAGAAGAGCUCGAUUCGUGCUGUUGGAUUGCAGAGUCCUCAAACUCCCAUUGAUGAUUUGAUGACGUUCGUGAGAUCUUAUGUGGUUCCGGAAGGGUUCCCGGAUUGUGUUAUGCCUUCUUAUGUGCCAUACAUGAGUUGGAGGGCUCUAAAGUACUUUUGUGGAGGAGCAAUGAGUGUUUUUACAACACAAACACUCUUAGGUUCAGUUGGAGUAUCCCAAAACAGAGCUACCCAGAGUGCUGUAGCUAUCAACUGGAUACUCAAGGAUGGUGCAGGCCGGGUUGGAAAGAUGCUUUUUGCCCGUCAAGGAAAGAAAUUUGAUUAUGAUCUAAAACAGCUUAGGUUCACAGGAGAUCUCCUUAUGCAGUUGGGAGCUGCUGUAGAACUGGCAACUUCUGCUUUUCCGCAGUUUUUUCUUCCUUUAGCCUGUGCAGCCAAUGUGGCCAAGAAUGUUGCUGCAGUCACAUCAACAUCAACUCGUACUCCUAUAUACAAGGCCUUUGCUAAAGGAGAAAACAUUGGUGAUGUAACUGCUAAAGGAGAGUGUGUGGCCAAUCUUGCCGAUUUGCUUGGCACUGGGAUGAGCAUCAUGAUAUCCAAAAGAAACCCAUCCUUAGUGACUACAUUUUCCCUCCUUUCAUUUGGUUAUCUUUUCAGCUCUUACCAAGAGGUAAAAUCUGUUGUGUUGUGUACUCUAAAUCGUGCAAGAUUUACUGUGGCAGUGGAAUCCUUCCUGAAGACAGGUAGAGUUCCUACAUUGCAGGAGGGAAAUUCAACGGAAAAAGUAUUCGUCUUCCCCCCAUGGAAAAAUCAGAGACCUAUUGUUCUUGGACCAAGAUUCAAAGAGGCGUUUCAAGAUCCUGAUUCAUAUCUUGCAGUGAAGCCUAUUUUUGAGAGGGAGCAGUAUAUAGUGACGUACAAUCCUUCGAAGAGGAAUGUAUAUGCAUUGCUCAAGAAUCAAGCAAAAUCUGAUGAUGUACUCAAAGCGGCUUUCCAUGCACAUAUUCUUCUGCACUUCAUCAAGUCGUCCAAUUAUCAGUCUUCGUCCGGGAAAGAAAUGCAGGGUGAUCUCUCUUUUUCCUUGGCAUCCAGUGCUGAUCUUCAUGCUCAUGUUGCAGAAUCUUAUAAAAUGGUCUCAGCUCUGUAUGCACCUUUCAAGAGUAAGGCCAAAGAACAGGGGUGGGUAAUGUCAGAAUCACUGCUUAAUCCUGGUCGAGCUCGCCUAUGUGACUUGGGUGAAUAAGAAGAUGUUUUCUGCCGUUAAUAUACUUGUGUGAACAUCUGAUGUUGGAUAUAAAAAUUUGAUAAGCCUGCUUAGACAAGUAACACUCAUUUGCACAGUAACAAGAUUGUCAUGCCUUCUCCCCCCACAAAAAUAAAAAACAAGAUCAUCCAUCGUGCCUUGAGUGUGUAUCACGCAGAGCUUCCUGUCAUGGCUUGCACAAACUACAGAAUGCGUAAGAGCUGUAAACAGAGAUGCAAGAAGAUUCUACCUGUGUAUGAAAAUAGUAGCUUGCAUUUCCGCAAUGUAAGCAAGAAAUAACCUCUCCUAUCAGAGUUGUCAGCGUUCGUGUAAAUUUUGUUAAAUUUUUUUCAUGUUUGUUUUUCUAUUAGGUGCUUUUGGCUGUUGUUAACAGUAUGAGGUGCAUAAUGUUUAGAGCAUAACAUGUAUGCUUUUAUUAUGAUUUGCGAGUGUGUUAUGUAAACCCCUAUUAGCAUAGUGUAUAUAGCAUGAUUUAUAUGCUUUUCUAUUAGUUCGUGCAAGCAAUAUAUAAUAUUAAUAGUGUGGAAACUCGAUUAGCAUAAUGUAUGGUAUGGAUUUGAUAAUUAGUCUGCGCCAUUAUUAUCUUCAAAA
Messenger RNA from Ipomoea nil (Japanese morning glory), 2316 nucleotides. Its product is annotated as protein root UVB sensitive 6. The coding region runs from base 205 to 1704 and encodes 499 amino acids. The transcript is spliced from 13 exons. The record is from RefSeq and is a predicted model, not a curated record. Lineage: Eukaryota; Viridiplantae; Streptophyta; Magnoliopsida; Solanales; Convolvulaceae.